UCGUCUUUAAAUAUUUAUCGUCAGCUCUGUGCUGCUGCUGCAGCUGCAAAGACAUUCUUGGGAACUUUGAGAAAGCUGGAGCUGAAAUGCACAGCCCUGAAGCGCUGAAAUCUUGCACAGCCCUCAUACUGAGAGGGGAGAGGUAUCAACUAGCACUAGGCAGCACUGAUUUAAAAGACAAAAGAUAAAAGGUUAAAAAAAAAACUUUAAUCCAGCAAACAGUGUUAUUUUUUCUUCUAGAUAUUUUUUUCCUGUUACGUUUUUUAAGUGGAUUUGUGGAGUUCGUCAGCGUGAUGAGGGAUUGGCAUUUUAAGGGUUAAUAAAAACCCAAAGAGGAAUGAGCUUGUGAUCCAAGGAAAUGCAUGCAUUUUGCAAGACGGCACUGAAGAGCGUAAUGUAUUUAAAGGUGCGCUUCAGAUAAUGUACGAGUCUCCGAAGUGCCUCUGUCGUACCGUUGUGAAGAAAAUAAAGUAACUUUGCAGUUUGUGAUUUGUUUGAAAGCGACAUGGCUUUGCAGAAGGAGCUCUGUGAAGAAACAACCAGUUCCGUGUCCGCUCGGUCUAUUUCGGCAGACUUUUGACAUUUUUGUAGGGCAAUAUUAAAUUGCCAAGACAAGUAAGUGAUAUCGAAUAUUCCUAUCGAGACCUGUUUCGGUAUCAAUAUUCUAUUGGAAUAGUGCUCCGUCCUACCGAUGUCCCAGGAAAACGUAGGGACCAAGAAAAGAUCCAAAAGGAAAAACAUGCACCCUCUUACCCCAUGGAGACAUGGCAUAUAGGUUCCUUAGCAGCCGAGUCGUGCCAUCUUCAAGCAGGCUAAGCAGAAGAACCCUUUUCAUCUUCACGCUUUCUCUGUCGUUCGCCUAUUUAUGUUACAGCCUCAUAUUUUGCUCUGACACCAUCAUGCAAAGCCCGAGUUAUGAGCAACACAGGUGCCUGCUGUUCCAGAAUGUGGGGGGUAAAAAACUUCUUCAGAAGUCCCACUAUUGCACCAUGACUCGGGGGGACCCGAAAGGGAUGCGGGAUGCCACCUCGAACGUGGGUUUGACUCAAAGAGGACCCAGCCCGUCCCAAAACCAAAGCAAACAUUCUGCAGCGUUCCUGAACAUCGCGCGGAGUACAGGUGCCCGGGAACAGAAAACCAAUAACAACACUGGCACCCCAAAAUUUGGGAACAAAAAGCUGCCCAAUGCUAUUAUUGUUGGGGUGAAGAAAGGGGGCACGCGGGCUGUGCUGGAGUUCAUCAGGGUCCACCCAGAUGUGCGGGCAAUGGGCACAGAACCACAUUUCUUCGACAGGAACUUUGAUAAGGGAUUAGAUUGGUACAGGAGUCUAAUGCCCCGGACUCUCGACACCCAGAUCACCAUGGAGAAGACCCCCAGCUACUUUGUCACCAAGGAAGCCCCCAAGCGGAUCUCCAACCUGUCCAGAGAUACCAAGCUGAUAGUGGUGGUCCGCAACCCCGUGACCAGAGCCAUCUCGGACUACACACAGACUCUGUCCAAGAAACCAGACAUACCCAGUUUCGAGGACCUGGCCUUCAAGAACUGGAGCCUGGGGCUGGUGGAUACCUCCUGGAAUGCCAUCCGCAUCGGGAUGUAUGUCCUCCACCUGGAGAACUGGCUGCAAUACUUCCCCCUGUCCCAGAUCCACUUCGUGAGUGGGGAGAGGCUCAUCACCGACCCGGCCGGGGAACUGGGAAGAAUCCAGGACUUCCUGGGCCUCAAAAGGAUUGUGACCGACAAGCAUUUCUACUUCAACAAGACAAAAGGGUUCCCCUGCUUGAAAAAGCCAGAGAGCAGCAGCUUACCACGUUGCCUUGGCAAAUCGAAAGGCAGAACUCACGUCCAGAUAGACCAGGAGGUCAUUGAGCAGCUCCGAGACUUUUAUAGGCCCUAUAACUUUAGAUUUUAUGAAAUGGUUGGGCACAAUUUUAGGUGGGACUAGCUUUGAGGGUAUGUAGCUGUACGGUACAGAACAGUAAAUUAAAACGACGUCUUCCAUGCAGUCUGGAUUAUGUCGCUUAGCCACGGGCAUGAAUGCCGGCUCCCCACUAUCAUAUAUUAGGAGCCUUCUGCUGCAAUAUGUAUUCAGUAGUAAUUGGCUGAUGAAUUAUGUUUAAGGCAACAGCGGUUAGUUUAUAUUAACUAAUGUAAAAACUAAUUUAAAAAUCAACUAAAUAAAAUAUUCCAAAGGCAUUUAAAAAAAUAAUAAAAACACUUCACAGUAGCUCCUAAUUCAAGGCGUGAAAUCAAGGCGUGAUUAUUUUUAUUUUGUAUUGUUAUUAUUCAUUUAUUUUUUUAUCCAGAGAUAUAUGUGACAGUACUAGAUAAUAUUCUCAUUCCUUCCUACCAUAUAGCAAUUUUAACAUCUUCUAAAGGAAUCAAUCAUGUCUCCAUUAUUAAUAAUAUUAAUAAUAACAACAACAACAAUAACACGUAGUUAACCAAUGACUCUGCCUGCCGUUAUCACACUGUCAGCAUUGUAUAGAUCAUUCAAGACUGAAAUAGAAGAAGAACUGCAAUUGCUGAAUUUCUGACCUACUAUACUUGGACUGCAAGCUUAAGUGCUUUUAAAUGAUUACUUUUGCUAUAUGAAGAGCUAAUAAAUAAACACAUAAAUACAUAAAUAAAUAAAUAUAACCAUGCAAAUGCUUGAAACAAAUGCCAAACUUUAUUGUAUUGUAACAAUAUCUUGUCCUGUGAAUAAAGCACAGAUUUAUGCUGUGGUAAUAGGUAUUGCACCUGUUCUGUUGUGUCAGGGUGGAAGGGGGGCAUGCAAAUUAAAGAAGACAAACCAUUA
Molecule: messenger RNA, 2798 nt
Organism: Polyodon spathula (Mississippi paddlefish)
Lineage: Eukaryota; Metazoa; Chordata; Actinopteri; Acipenseriformes; Polyodontidae
Product: heparan sulfate glucosamine 3-O-sulfotransferase 2-like
Exons: 2
Coding region: 765-1943 (392 amino acids)
Molecular function (GO): [heparan sulfate]-glucosamine 3-sulfotransferase activity
Source: RefSeq, a predicted model, not a curated record